UUUUAAAAGGCGCGGCUAGCACCUGGAUGCACGGAGUCACGAAGCUGUCGGUCUGAUAUUCAUGAACUUUGGGACCUGGAUUAAAAAUGAUAUUUUCUGAACGCCCAGCCUGAUGCCUGAAACUUUUGUGGGUCCGGUUGACAUCGUGUCAGUGAUCAUCAGGCCUAGUUUGGCGUCUUGUACUUGACCUACUAGCAGGUCGUAGUGAUGCAAGUAGGCCGCCGGAGCGCCAUGUUUGACAUUGCUGCGUUGGUUCGAGCAGCACACAAGCAGAGACCCGACCACGGCCUCUCAGCGGCGGCUUGUUUGGUCGCUGGCGUCCCUGAAACGUCUGAGGAGAUAUAAUGGCAUCUGGAGAUAGCAGUUGAUCGAUUAUGGAUUUACUACAAUCAAGCUGAGGAUUCCCUUCAAUCAAGCUGAGGAUCGCUUCCGUCAAAUUAAUUCAGUCGACUGAAAAUAACCAGGAUGUGGUUUUCUGAUGAAAUGCAUCAACUGUGACGCAGCAAAAGGAGACGGAGCCAUUAAAAGACGUUUCAAAGUUAAACUGACAGCAGAGAAACAGAAACAGAUUUUCUUCUUUCUGUUCUGAGCUUCAAAUCUCAGCGGCUGAAAUAAAACAAAGUCCAGCAGGAAACAAACUAAAGGGAGGAGAAGAAAUGAGGCUGACUCUACAUUUCAUUCUGACGCUGAGUUUUCUGUUUUUUCUGGAAACUUCAAUUAUAAAGUUUGAAGGAGAAAAUGUCACUUUCCAUCCAAACAUCACUGGACUUCAGAUUAAUUCCUAUUACUGGACCUUUAUGCAAAAUAAUCAAACUGAGAAAAUAAUCAAUGUGAUUAUUGGAGAGACAAAGAAAAUUCACAGAACCAGAUUUGAAGGCCGCCUGGAUACGGAUGUAAAAAAUGGAUCGAUCACAAUUUUUAACCUCACUCUUUGUGAUGGAGGAACAUUUCAGGGGGUUUUUUUCAUAGAAGGGGGAAAAAUCUCUGACCACAUCGUCAAGCUGGAGGUCAAAGACAGUGAUAAAUAUACUGAACUGAAUAUUCUGGUGGGCACCAAUGUUACUCUGAGCUCCACACUGCAAAAACUGGAGGAGGAUCAAGUUGUCUCCUGGAUGUUCGGCAAACAGUGUCCUGAAAGAGAAAUCGCCAACAAUAAAAAAAACUCCAGUCAUUAUGGAGAUCCUUUCGAUAAAGUGUUUCUUAAUCUAACAAAUGGAGACCUGAUAAUCCCUCAGAUCACAGUAAGAUUAAGUGGAAGAUACCAUUUUCUAAUAUUGAAGGGUGGACAUCCAUACAUUUCAGGAAUAUAUGAUGUCACAGUCUACGACGCUGAUGAAUAUAUUGAACAGAAUAUUCCAGUGGGCUCCAAUGCUACUCUGAGCUCCACAAUGCAAAAACUGGAGGAAUAUCAUGUCAUAUCCUGGUUGUUUGGAAAACUGUUUCCUGAAAGAGAAAUCGCCAACAAUAAAAAAUGCCCCAGCAAACAUGGAGAUUUUUUUGACAAUGUGUUUCUUAAUCUAACGAAUGGAGACCUGAUAAUCCCUCAGAUCACAAAAAGCUUUUGUGGAAAAUAUUAUUUUAAGAUAUGGAUGAGUGGAUAUUCAUACAUUUCAGAAAUAUAUGAUGUCAGAGUUUUCGAUCAGGUCUCUGUUCCCAACAUCACCAAGUCGACGGCUCCACCAACCAACGGUGUCUGCAGUGUAACCUGUUCAGUGGAGAACGGGCCUGAAGUGAACCUGACCUGGUUCAGAGGAAACAUCAGCAUCAGCAGCAGCAGCAACCAGAACGUCUCCACCCUCACGCUGCUGCAGCACAUCCGGGGGGAGGAUUCCUCCACCUACAGCUGUCGGGCACAAAACCCCGUCAGUGUGCAGAGAAAAACUCUGGACUCUCAGCGGCUGACAUGUCAUAACUCAGGAACGGCUAAGCUUUGGGUCAUACUGGUGAUUAUUCUUACCAUUCUGGUCAUGGUUGUUGUUGGGGCAGGACUUUUCAUCCAUCGCAAAAAAUGGAAAAGAGGUCAUGUUAGAGAUCCUCAAGGAUCUUAGUCAAACCGAGAGACAUCGCCUCAGAACUGCAGAUCCUCUCUGACAAGUGAAGAAUUUCUGCUGCAAAGCUGCCAAGGACCAAGUUAUGAGACAGUAAAGUGACGUAGUUCACUGACCUGCUCCACCCAAAGGGAACUGAUGGAGAACAUCCACCGCUGUUCAUCUCAGAGAGAAACUGAAGAUAAAUAAUUCAAUAUAAUUUUAUUUUAAACUUUGAUUGUAAAUCCCUGAUCUCAGUAUUUUAAUGUUUAUUCUGUAUAAUAAACAAAUAUAUUAUGAA
Molecule: messenger RNA, 2328 nt
Organism: Xiphophorus couchianus (Monterrey platyfish)
Lineage: Eukaryota; Metazoa; Chordata; Actinopteri; Cyprinodontiformes; Poeciliidae
Exons: 11
Coding region: 657-2048 (463 amino acids)
Source: RefSeq, a predicted model, not a curated record